Molecule: messenger RNA, 4901 nt
Organism: Centropristis striata (black sea bass)
Lineage: Eukaryota; Metazoa; Chordata; Actinopteri; Perciformes; Serranidae
Gene: sall4
Product: spalt-like transcription factor 4
Exons: 4
Coding region: 129-3374 (1081 amino acids)
Biological process (GO): regulation of transcription by RNA polymerase II
Cellular component (GO): nucleus
Molecular function (GO): RNA polymerase II cis-regulatory region sequence-specific DNA binding; DNA-binding transcription factor activity, RNA polymerase II-specific
Source: RefSeq, a predicted model, not a curated record
UUAUUGAUAAUAAUAAUUACGUUGACAUGCGCAUUUCUACUUGAGGGGCUAAUUUCCCAAGCCCUAAGAAUUUGUUGAAGAAGGAGAAGGAAAAUUGUUGGCAACUCUUUGCUCCUGAUGGUUGCACCAUGUCGAGGCGCAAGCAAGCCAAACCGCAGCACAUCAACUCCGACGAGCCCGGGUCGUUAGAAAAUGGGAUUGUUCGAGAUGAUCCAGCGGAUGAGAUUGGAAAUGAAGUGAAGAGAGUCCGGAUGGAGGAGACCAGGGUCUGCAACAAGUGCUGUGCCGAAUUCUUUGAUGAAGCAGAAUUUCUUGAGCAUGAAAAGAAUUGCACUAAAAGUCAGCAAGUGGUCAUCAUGAGAGAUGGAGAUGGCAACGAAGUGCCUGAGGAUUAUUCACAAGGCUCUCCAGACGGCCUCAUGAGCGACCACGAUGAAAGCCAGUCCAGCAGUCAUUCCCUAUCAAAUGCCAAUGCAGACCAUCUGGAAAGAACAGAGGAAGAAUCCAGCAUGAAUGCAGAGGAUUUGGGACAGCAUGAUCAGAUGGACAUGCCUGGCAGCCCUGAGAUGACUUUCCAUCCCUCACAGAAAAUGCAAGACACAAAUGUAACUCUUGAAACAAUGGCAGACACUAAAGUGGCUGUCUCCCAACAUUAUUCCAACAGUCCAUCUCUGAUCUCCUCACAGGAAGCCAUACAGGCCAUCCCGAUAAUCCUGGAGCAGUUAGUGUGCCUCCAGCAACAGCAGCUACAGCAAAUCCAGCUCACAGAACAGAUUCGAAUCCAAGUAGCCAUGAUGACUCCACAGGGUCUACAGGCAUCAGUGGGGGCAGCGAUGGACCCACUGAAAGCCCUUGGUGCACAUCUCUCACAACAGCUGUCUGCUGCAGCGGCUCUGAUAGGAAAAAGAACCGGCAGUCAGAGCCUCUCUCUGGAGACAAUGAAGCAAGGUAAACUACCUCUGCCCACUGCCAUCCCUACCUCUCUGCCUGGAGGACUGGGGUCUUUGACUUCUAAAACAGACAUUUUGAAGGGCAUUCCAGACCUGGCAGGCCGUUUACCAGCACAGAUGCCACAGUCUCCAGGUGUCAUGAAUUUCACAGGCAACUUCAAUGGUAUCGAGUCCUCCAAAAAAGUGAAGACAAAAAUGGUGAACCCUCCACCUGAGGUAAAGACUGGUGACUCGUUCUACAAGCACAAGUGUAAGUACUGUGGAAAGACCUUCGGCAACGACAGUGCUCUCCAGAUUCACUUGCGCUCUCACACCGGUGAGAGGCCCUUUAAGUGUAACAUUUGUGGAAACCGCUUCACAACCAAAGGAAACCUAAAAGUGCAUUUCCAGCGGCAUAAAGACAAGUAUCCCAACAUCGGCAUGAACCCACAUCCUGUGCCAGAGCACCUUGACAACAUCCCUACCAGCAGCGGUAUUCCUUUUGGCAUGUCUGUGCCCAUGGACGACUCAAAUUUGACCGACAUUAAGCCUGUGCUAGGUCAUCCGGCUGCUGGCUUCCACCCGUCACCUGUACCAGGAUUCAAGACAACAUUUGACAGCUUAGCAGGGGACCCGUUUCCCCAGAGACCCUCCCCAUCAACAAGUGAUAGCUCCCCCUCUGUUUCCUCCAAUGUGUUUGGCCAAGAGACGGGAGUGGAUCCCAAUCAGAAGGAUGCUAAAGAAUUGCACGGAGCACUGCAUCAUAUGAACGGUAAUGCCCUCAUAGGAGACCAAAGCUCUGGAACAGCAAAACUUCAGCAGAUGGUGGAUGGCCUGGAAAAGAGGACCAAUGACCCCAACGAGUGUGUAAUCUGCCACAGGGUGCUCAGUUGCCAGAGCUCGCUCAAAAUGCAUUACCGAACACACACCGGCGAGAGGCCCUACAAGUGCAAAAUCUGCGGCCGUGCCUUCUCCACCAAGGGGAACCUUAAGGCCCAUUACGGAGUGCACAGAGCCAACACUCCUCUUAAAAUGCAGCACUCGUGUCCCAUCUGCCAGAAGAAGUUCACCAACGCCGUGGUUCUGCAGCAGCACAUUCGUAUGCACAUGGGUGGGCAGAUCCCCAACACCCCAAUGCCAGAGAACCAGUUUGAAGCAGCAGAAGCAAUGGAGUCACCUUUUUCAGAGGAGAAGUCUAUGGAUACCAAUGGCUUUGAAGCAAGCAUGGAGGAACACGAGCCAGAGCUGAACUCCCUGAAGACAAAUGAGGCCGCUGAUCCUCUCCCACCUGCCUCUGAGGAGCAACUGCAGAAGCAAGCAGCUCCUGCCGUGUUUUCCAGCCUUGAUGUUUUGAAGAAUCUCACCUCUGCUCUUGCACUGAAACGACAGAGUAGCACCGCUUCGGAAAGUGAGGGAACGUCCAGAGAAUCCCUGUCGGCUCCCAAAGAGCAGGAAUAUCAGAAUGGCCGCAGUCCUGCCAUUUCUGACUCUGCCAUGUCAUUUCAUUCCUCUUCUCCACUAAACAACACGAGUAGCAGCAAGUCUCCUGAGUCUGCUAUUAAUGAAUUCGCCCAGAGCCUGCCCAAACCAGAGUCCGAUGGUGGUGCUGAGCCAAGUGGAGCCCUCGACCUCACAGCUUCAAGCAGCUUCACCCCCAAAGCGAUCAAAGAAGAGCCUGGCAUGCCGUUCACAAAUGGAGACUAUGUUCCUGGUAACAUGCCUUUUAUGAGGAUGCCAUCAAGUCUGGCAAGUCUGGAGAUGAAGCUUCCUCUGGAGAAUCCCUUGGGCCCGCAUGGUUUGUUCAGCUCCCAUAUGCCUCAGGGAACAGCAAUGGCCUCCUCCAUCUCAUCUGCACCGCGACGAUCAACCAAACAGCACGUGUGUCACACCUGCGGCAAGAACUUUUCUUCUGCCAGUGCCUUGCAGAUCCACGAGCGCACUCAUACAGGGGAGAAGCCAUUUGCCUGCAACAUCUGUGGCCGAGCUUUCACCACCAAGGGAAAUCUAAAGGUGCAUAUUGGCACUCACAUGUGGAACAACACGUCACGGCGUGGUCAGCGUCUGUCCCUGGAUAACCCCAUGGCGCUGAUGGCAAUGAGCUCUGAGGCCAAGAUGAUGCCCGAGAUGAUGCAGGCCCCCAAAGAGCUGGGUGCUCCACCAAUUAACUUUGACCAGUCUCUGUGGAACCAGUAUGCUGCUGCCUUUAGUGGGGGUCUGACCAUGAAGACCAACGAAAUUUCUGUCAUCCAGGGCGGUGGCGUCCCACUGCCCGGCAGCCCCGCCGGAGGGCCUAUGAUCGGCUCCACCGGAGGCCUCAUGAAGAUGGACGGAUCCCACUCUGGCUUGCCUGCCACCAUGGCUGAAAUUGAGAAGAACAGCUCAGACAGCGUGCCAAAGUCACAGUUCCCACAUUUCAUGGAGGAGGGUAAAAUUGCAGUUAAUUAGGCUUUUCUAGCCUCUGCCAAUCUACCACCUGAACUCAGUUAUUUGAAUGUCUCCUUUUUGAAUGAGGUACAAUCAAUAUUCCCUGUAGAAUCUGCUUAGAUUGGUUGAAUUUUUCCAGUAACUCCAUUCCAACUCUCUUCCCCCUCCUCAUCUUGAACGAUCCUCAAGUGUUAUUUUUAGUUCAAACUGAUAUAACUACUGUAGCUGUAUUUUAUUUUAUAUAAAUAUAUAUGCGGGUAUUUUUUUCCUGUGACUUUUGUUUUGUUUUGCUGUCUAUCCAGAAGUUUGAAUGUAUAAUUUACUUGAAACUGCUUAAAUUCGGACUGUCUCCUUGAUACUUUUGAAGGAUUUUUGACUUUAAUAGGAAGUUUCAGGGCAUGACUUUUUAAGGACACAGCGUCUCAAUGUUCAGAAAUAAUGGUGUAGUUAACUGUAUGUAUCUAGAAUGACUACUUUCCCUCCUACUGUGUGCCAUAGGUUUUAUGACAUUGUACAUUUUUUGUAGUGGUAAAUGUCAUUAGCGUGUCUCAAUUUGAAGGGGCUCUUGGUCAGACCGACAGAUUAUUCCAGUGUCUUGUUCAUUAAUUCAAGGUUCAACAAUGGCGACAUCAGUUUUAGAUAACGUAGAUUACAAAAUAGGCUUUCAUCAUUGUUGCAUUGGUGCUACGAUACAGUAGGGGAUGACUCGAACCUUUUGCAAAGUGCCUAACAUGAUUGUACAAAGUGGCUGUUGUCUUUCACUGCACCAUUAGUUUGUUAUGAAGGCUCUGUUAGACUGAUAAAUUAGUGGGAUGUACCGUGUAACAUUGUAUUUAAUAUUUUCAUCAGUUUAAGAAAGUCAACCCCCCCCCCCCGCAACAUAUUCCACUUGUCAAUCUGCAGAUUCAAAAUUGGUUGGCUGAGCUCUGAAGGCUUUUAUAUGCUCAAUGUUCUCAUGCCUGCACUUUAUUUCAGGUUUUUACUUACAUUUACAUGUUAUACUUUUCACAGCUUUUAUUGUGAUGGCUGAAUGGGUAAAGGGCAAAUCAACAAUUUUGUCAACUUCACCUUACUGUUAGUUUUUGUGUGAAACAAACAUUAAGAGCAAUCGUCAGACUUUUUUGUUUUUCUAGGUUAUCGUAUCAACUUGUAGCAUCAUUAAUUUAUUUAUAAUCCACAAACUGCUUGAGGUUAGGGGGUAAGUUCUACCUCGUUUAGAUUUUAGUUGUCCUCCACGCCCCCUACCCUUCAACGCAACGCUCUGUACAUUUUCCGAUACAUUCUCGAUUAUAUGAUAAGAUUUUCAUUCUCAACCUGCUGAGUUCAACAGUAAUGAAUGUACCACUGGACACUUUACACAACUCAGAAUGGUCAGAGUACUUUGUAGGCCCCUGCUGUACAUUCCUUAUCGAUAUGCAUUUGCCAAGUUGUGCCUUUCUUUAGCAAACCAUGUCAAAACUGCUUUCAAGUUGGUCUCUACAGUUAAUGUGAUGUUGAGCCAGUUUGGCCUGUUUACAAUGUAAAUGUUUUUGUUUUUCAAAUGUUUCC